GGAAACGGGAAUUAUUCCGGACUUUGUCGAUUUUAGUUCGGACGUAUGUACAUAACUUUACAUAAAACCAGGUACCUCUCUCAUUAUGUACAAUAGGAGGUAGUUAGAACUUAGGUCUAGGUACCUAUUGACGUCAUCGGUUAUACGAGGUACCUAAAGUUCAAAAAUGCCGGGGAGCAGCUGAGCAGCCAGCUACAACCGAUAAGUAUAGCACAUGUCCACGCGCAGCACAAAUACGCGUUUAGCAGUACGCGAUAUUCAAUCCUCGAGGUCAUCGGUACAUCAUGUACUAUUUAAUCAAGUAACGAUGAAAAAUCACAAAUAAAGCUAUUUCAGUCAAAUCUUUUUUAUGCUAGCUCAGCCUUGACUCCAUAACUGGGCAGGGGUUUCCAUUUAGUUAUUUAUCGUAUUCUACUACUUUGAAAGCCUAUUCCCUUAUUCUUGGACGCACACCAGGCCGAAUAUACUGCCCCCUUUGCACGCGCGUUCACUUAUGGCUUAUCCGUAGAAUAUUAUCAGACAAGAUGCCCCCAAAACAGGUAUCGAAGGCUAAGCCUACCGGAAGCUCGGGUAAUAAUCCGGCUUCAACGAAGAAGCCUAAACCCGGCCCGGAGACUUCUAAGAAUACAGCUCAGCCAAAGUCCAACAAGAGAAAAGAUCCUCCGCAGCAAGAUGCAGGGUCGAAGAGCCAGGGGAAGAGUUUGGACCAUAGGCCCCGGGACGCAAAACGUGCAAAAGUCUAUGAAGCCAGAAGUAUUGCUGCCCAGAAGUCGCAUGCCGCCUUGAAAGAUGGCGAGCUGAAUGUUCAGUCCUUCGUCGGCUCCCUGUCUUUCGAGAUAAACGCUUUAGACGAAAGCAUGAGGCGGACGAGGACGUCUCAGACCAGCCGGGCAUUUCAACGGGUGCCCUUCAGAAUGAGACGUAGGGCUGCAGCACAUAACUAUAAAAAGGUCCCGAGACGCUUACGAAAAAGAGCGAAAAGGGAAAUGAUAGAGGAUAACACCCCAACAGUUAACUCUAGAACUAGAAAGCCCAAGACCACCAGGGCGAGACUACGAGCGGAGAUCUCUCGGAAGCUGGGCCUUCUUUCGAAGCGGAAGAAGCUACGGAAACUGAAGAAAUCCGGUGCUGAUGACGAAACCAUCUCUAUAAGGGCUGCUAGGCCCAAGAUAAGGAGGAAUGUGCUUAACGAACCCGUUAUUGCCGCUAGAAAGUUUAGAAAGCGCCAGCUUUCGAAGACAUGGCUUCCUACUCACUUAUGGCAUGCGAAGCGAGCGAGGAUGACACCUCCUACUCAACCCUUGUGGCGCUUCGCGAUCCCCCUUACCCCCUCACAAAAAGUCUACAGGCCAACCCACCGCAUUCAAUGGGAAAGGGGUGCAAUGGCUUGGGAUAUGAGCUACAUGAGCACGAUUGGCCUAUCUGGACCUCAGAAUAGUGUCCAAAACGUGCUCAAGUCGCUAGGCCUUACCCAGGAAGCCUUGUGGAAUGACAAAGCAAGGCGCUGGAGGUCUGGUAAUCUGCACUGGUCCGGAAUAUUAAGUAGGAAAAGUGCAAACAGCAUGCAUGUCAUUGGCCCAGCUACUAUAGUCUGGAAUUCAGUGCAGCAAGUCGAAGACGACGAAGAACAACGUAAACAGUUUAGACAAGUCUUCAUACGUAUUCACCCUUCCGCAUUUUUAGAAACUUUCAAUGAGCUUCUAAGGCUGGCAAAGAUGCAGAAUCCCCGGCCUUAUAUAGAGGACCUGAGAUUUGAAAUCGGAAGCAUUGACAUCAUAGGCCCUGACUCCACUGAAGCUCUACUUGGAGUGCUUCGGCCAUAUUUCCAGAAGUCGGAUACGAAAGAAUCGCAUGCUUCAAAAUUCGAGUCGCUAGCUGGUUUGAAAGAUCCCGGCGCUCUGCCCCUUGGAUGUCUCCUAGCCUUUUCGAUCGCAGAUCCUCGCCUUCGUUACCCCCCGCGGCAAGUAAACAUUCCAAAUAGUAAUGAUCAGAACGCACAGUUGUCCCUUCUAGGAGCUAUAUCGGCACUUCGCAAAGAUGAUGCUACCAAGCCUCAUCAACUGUUCAGUAGGGAUAUGCGAUUCAAAGCAUCUCGGCUUCCAUCUCAGCGAUCUCUAAAUCGUCGACGAGGCAACGGCGCGCCAGGAACAGCUCUCGAACCAACUUUGGUUGAUCCUCCUAUCCCUAUCAUGCUACUUGCUUCCCGGCAUUCCAUGGGUUCGCAAUCGUCUGGCACCUGGACAGUGAUGUUACCGUACAAGUGUGUCCUUCCAGUAUGGUAUAGUCUAAUGCAUUACCCUUUAUCUACCGGCGGCAACCCGUGGUUUGGGGGUUUAGACGAGAUCAGACAUGUUACAUUCGAACGAGGCCUCCCUUGGUUCCCCGGUGACUUACCUGGUACCGAUGCAGGUAAAGCGUGGGAACUGGAAGAACGAAUUACGAGACACAAAGCAUGGGACCGAAUGCCCAAAGGAAAGAGAGUCAAUUGGGAAUCACUUGACCUAGGAGCAGGACGCAAGGGUGAAGUGGGAAUAGGAUGGAGUUGCGAUUACGAACUACUACUUGGUCUUAAGAAAAUUGACAACAAGGUGAAUGACCCUGACGAAAUGGUAAUAGACGGAAAAGAUGGAGCGGAAGAACCACAAUCAACUUCCCAAGGUGCGAAGCAAGUGACUCCUAUAAAUCCCUUAGAAAGCGUUACGCAACUUUCCAAGUCCACAUUUGCUACAUAUCAGACAGCGACAUCCGAGCUGCCUCCUCCAAAUUCAUUGGUAACGGCGAAUAUCAAGAUGCUGGCGCGUGGAGUAGCUACCACAUGUGCGAGGGUUUAUCGACUACCCGAUGUGAAACCCACCGCCGCCUCUCCGCAGGCCGAAGUACCAGCCACCGACCCUCCACAUGCGAAAGUCGAUGGUAAACUAUCGUCUAACAUACGCAACCAAUGGUUAGCACAAAGGCCGACCUUAAAUAAUAAGCCCAAGAAAGUCGCCACAAGGCCAAAUCUUGACUUAGAGACACGACAACAACUGCUUGCGCAGCAGCUCACCGCCCCCCCAGCGACAUUCCCGCCGCCUGCUCCCAACUCUGAGAGCAUCAAUGGACAUCCCUUAUGUCCUAAUGAAGAAGAUUUGAUUGGGUUCAUAACGACUGGAAGCUUCAACCUCAGGGACGGAAUCGGCGAUGCUAUAGGAAGCUUAUCGGCAACCAAAGCUCUAGAGGAAUUACGGCGAUAUAAGAAUGAAAAAGACCCCGCUGCUAGGCUCUGCGUUGUAAGAAACGCGGGUCAAAAUGUCGGCUGGCUUGCAAGGUGGGAGUUAAUAUGAAAUCAACAGAAGUGCCACCCAUAGCGAUACCCAAAUUCCACGGAGAAUUGUUUUACACGUCAGUUCUCGUUUUCAGUUAAAUGUGUUGUGAGACGGUCUAGUUCAGACUAGCAGUUUUGUACAACGUACAAUCGAAGCCGUCAUCACUAAUGACAGCUUUGUGAGGUAGCAUGACCUUGAACUCUCCUUCUAAUGAAUAUACCCCGUAACCGACAAUAUAACAACAGCCAGGGAGGGUGUACUCGAUAUUCUAUGUGGAUUUCUCGUUUACCUUCUACGGCAGGUCAAUCUUCACCCCUAGUCCCCUGCAUCAUAUGU
Daldinia caldariorum is the source of this 3641-nucleotide messenger RNA. RefSeq names its product ribonucleases P/MRP protein subunit POP1-domain-containing protein. The transcript has 2 exons. Gene Ontology annotation, cellular component: nucleolar ribonuclease P complex; ribonuclease MRP complex. Bases 525 to 3323 code for a protein of 932 amino acids. Gene Ontology annotation, biological process: tRNA 5'-leader removal. NCBI's taxonomy places the organism in Eukaryota, Fungi, Ascomycota, Sordariomycetes, Xylariales, Hypoxylaceae. The record is from RefSeq and is a predicted model, not a curated record.